CCAGACUUCUAUAAUAUGUAACACAUCAGAACAACUUUUUCAAAAGAGAGUGAUAAAUAAUAGUAAGACAUGAAGACUCCAACUUUCGUUUUGGCACUCUUUUUUUUAGCUUUGGCAGCUCAUAAUGGUAACGCAUACGACCCAAGCCCACUACAGGACUUUUGCGUAGCAUUUGAUGAUCCCAAAGAUAUGCUGUUCGUGAAUGGGAGAUUUUGCAAGAACCCGGAGCUGGUGAAAGCAGAGGACUUCUUCUUCUCAGGAAUCAACAUACCGGGCAACACAGACAACGCAGUUGGAUCCAAUGUCACGGCUGUCUUCGUCGACAACCUGCCAGGGCUCAACACACUAGGAGUAUCCCUAGCGCGUAUCGACUUCGCCCCAUAUGGACUGAACCCGCCUCACACUCACCCGCGCGCCUCGGAAAUACUUUUCGUGGCGGAGGGAACACUGUACGUAGGUUUCGUUUCGUCGAACCAAGACGGGAACAGACUGUUCACGAAGGUUCUGAACAAGGGAGACGUGUUUGUGUUCCCCAUUGGAAUGAUUCACUUCCAGUUCAAUAUAGGAAAGACUCCAGCCUUAGCCUUUGCUGGAUUGGGAAGCCAGAAUCCGGGAGUGAUUACCAUUGCUAAUGCCGUGUUUGGAUCCAACCCACCAAUCAACCCUGAUGUUCUUGCUAAGGCUUUCAUGUUGGAGAAGAAUGUGGUUCAGUAUCUUCAGAAGCGGUUUGGGGCUUGUUCGUAAUCAUCAUAUCAUGAUCUUUUUAAAUAAUUAUGAACAAUAAUUACGGACUUACGUUGAUAUAUAUAGUUCAUCAUGUCCAUGUGGUGGACUAAUGAUGUAGUUAUGUCGACAAGAAUUAAAUAAAAGUAGUGCUAUUUAUUGAACAAUCAUACUGCAAAUAU
Cannabis sativa is the source of this 905-nucleotide messenger RNA. RefSeq names its product germin-like protein subfamily 1 member 16. Gene Ontology annotation, molecular function: manganese ion binding. Bases 70 to 744 code for a protein of 224 amino acids. Gene Ontology annotation, cellular component: cell wall. Lineage: Eukaryota; Viridiplantae; Streptophyta; Magnoliopsida; Rosales; Cannabaceae. The record is from RefSeq and is a predicted model, not a curated record. The transcript has 2 exons.